Molecule: messenger RNA, 1254 nt
Organism: Aspergillus puulaauensis
Lineage: Eukaryota; Fungi; Ascomycota; Eurotiomycetes; Eurotiales; Aspergillaceae
Exons: 3
Coding region: 1-1254 (417 amino acids)
Source: RefSeq, a predicted model, not a curated record
AUGCUCGAUCUCGAAGGACUCACCUAUGAAGAUAUCGCCAAGUUGAACCCCUUCUAUGAGGAGUACAGAACCUUUUGGGACUACUCUCGCGACAUAUCCGACCACUCGCUGUGUCCGGGUGCCUUGUGCCACUCAACCUCUCUUCCGUCGUUUGCCUCUAGCUCAGACUUAUCUGCGCCCGAUGAUAUGGCUGUCUCUCCAUUGUUUUGUCCUAGGGCCCUUCCAGACAGUCCAUUCCCGAAAAAUCCCCUGAGCCCCAAGCCCGUAUUCCACAGUGGUGGUCAGUACAGGCCUACCUUUGACGAAAGUCGCGAUCUUGAGUCGAGCCAGGUUGCGAUCGUUGAUGACGAAGAAGGCAUGGGCAGACCGUUAUCUCCCGUCCUCGAAUGCACAGAAGACCUUGAGACGGGCCAGGCACUUGAUCCUGUCAAUCAUGCGCUUGGCAACGUGAGGUCUUCGCACAAGCAGCUUUUCGGCACAAAUGGCUGGCUGGGUUGCACUGCCGAGCUGCCUCCUCCCACUACGCCGAAGUACAAGAAAGUAAUCGGUCUUGGAAAGAAGUUCAAGCAGCACAUGGAAGAUAUCGCCACUGACAUGGCCAAAGCACAUCCACUCCCACUCCAGCUCCCAAUCCCACUCCCCUUCAACGCCUCCCGAGAGUCGAAAGUACUGCCAAAGUCGACAGUUGCCAUCUCAUUAGAUCCCACCACCCAAGCCAAGCUAUACUCCGAGAUUGAAGUGAUGAUCUGCGUCAGCGCCAACCAAUUCCUCGUCCAACAACACGACGAAGGCCGCAUAUCGAAAGAGUCCAUCAAAAAGGUCAACAACUUCUGGGGUUCCAAGAACAGGCCGAAGGUUGUCGAGUUCCAGUUUGACCAAGCCACCCAGCGCCAGCUGAUCCUAUCCAACAUUCGCACCAUGAAUUUCAAUGGAGAAAGCUCAACCAAUCCAGUAACUCUUCAUUCGAAUCUCCAGAAUUGGAAAGCUGUCGUCAAGGAAAUGAGCGUCCGGACCUUCUGUUCACCUGACAGUGUCAUCCGUAAACACAUGCAUGACAUCCAGAAGCUUCUUGACAUGUUGGGCGCUCCAGUCGCCACCUUCCUUGCCUUCGAAGAGCUGCAGAUGCGGACACUUCUUUUGAUGAAGGAGCAGAGGACAAAAAGGUAUCUCACCGAGCGUGGGCUCAGCGUAUCGUCGGGUCCUGGCUCGUCUGGUCCAAGCACGUCGCCGAGGACAAGCUAUUCAUCUCACUGA